Molecule: messenger RNA, 1550 nt
Organism: Mytilus trossulus (common blue mussel)
Lineage: Eukaryota; Metazoa; Mollusca; Bivalvia; Mytilida; Mytilidae
Exons: 5
Coding region: 99-740 (213 amino acids)
Source: RefSeq, a predicted model, not a curated record
UUGGUCAGUAUGUAUAUAUCCUUGUCGCCUAGAUUUGUGUAUAUAUAGAAACAAGAUACUGGUGGUAAGCAGAACCUAGAAGAGACACAAGAAAUAAGAUGAAACAUAGUCUAUUUUUCCUUGCUGUAUUACCAUGUGUGUUUGGAAUAUUUGGAAAGAAAUGUGUUGUUGAUCCGAUAGAAAACAGAUGGCCGGACAUGGGAAAGAUAUGUCAUGAUCCGUUAGAAUAUAAUCAUAUUGCUAUAGAACAGGCUAUAAUAGAUGAUCCAGAAAUCCAGAUAUAUUUACAAGAUGCCAGUAGAAUAUACCAACCAGCUGUUCCUUAUGAUGACCCUCAUAUCUGCCCCCUUGAUAUUGGAAAUCCCAGUGGACCACAGAUUGUAGAAUGUGGCAGUAUAUGUCCCAGCUCUUACACUAACCUUACAACAGUUUGGUAUGAGUACGAACCAGGAAGGACAACCAUGUGUAACGUUAUGAGACCAUGGCAGCAAAUUGUUUAUUAUAUGCAAUGCGGAACCAAAUAUCCACUGGUUGAUGGUAUGGAUAACUCGUUCCAAUGUGUACCAGAAGAUAUCAUCAGACGUAAAAUAGCUGUGUAUUGUCCGAAUAUUGUACCACAAUGUAGAAAAAUGGAUAUUGAUUUACCACAACACUGUGCUGCCAGCAAAUUUCAAUGUAGACAGAAAAAGGUUUCACAGCAAUCAAAAUUGGACAAUCUUUUUGCUUCUUUUGGUUGGUAACAUCGAUGAAGAGUGAUUCGUUUUACUAGACACAUCAAUCUGACUUUCAUUUUAAGUUAUCUGUGAUUAUAUAAUACAUGUUAAAGGUUUUUGUUUAACUAUUUGUUGGUACCAAUAUUUAAUAAUAAAAUGUUUUAAAAAAUAAUGUCGUAGUCUUAUAUAAUCCAUAUUAUUUUUGUAAUCAAACUUGUGACUUUUUGAUGAGAUAUACAAAUGCUGUAAAAUACAUUCAAGAUAAAAAAAAAAUAUGGAAAAUGUAAAUAAUAAAUAAAAAAAGAAGCUCUGAUAUGAUAACCAUUUUUUUUCUCUCACAUUAACGCUGACGAAUGUAUAUUGUAAGACUUGUUUUUUGAAUUGUAACGUAUAUUCAAGUUUGUAAAUAUACAGAACUAAAUAACCCCAAGAAUGUCGACCUAUUAGGUGAUGCGUUAUAAUAAAUUAGCUUUGCACCAUAAGUGCAUGCUAACAUGGUACAUAUUCAAUACACGAAUUUGAACAGAAAGGUAUUCAUUCUAGAAUGAAAACUUUUCGAGAGUUUUGCAAAUCUAAGCCAUUUUUUAAAUGUCUCAUUUAACAUCUUGGACUAUUCAUAAUCUUUUCUCUUCACUCUUUGCUGAACCAACAUUUUUCCUGUAUUAUUUUGACGUACAUUUCAAAUUUGUUAUUGUAUAAAUGAAUAAUUCAUCACCGUAAACAAGUUGAGUACCUUUCGCUUUACGUUCUAACAUUAAUCUUUUUUUAUAAUGUAACAAAUUGUCACAACACAUUUGUACCUUUGUUCCAAAAAUAAAAAAAACAAGGUUAACAUUG